ACGUAGCCCACGCUCGCGGUCAGGUCGGGGGAGUGGGACCCUGCGGGGCCGCGCUGAUCCGUCGACGGGGCAGCGCUCUGAGGGCCCGCGCGCCCCCGUGGGCUGGGUGCAUGGGACUGCCUGGCCGGGUCACACGGUCGGCACUCGGCGCAGCGGCUGCGGUCGGACCCCCGGAGUUCUUGGCAAGCGUGGCUGGGGCUGCCCCGGCAGGAGUCGGGAACCGGGACUCGCAGGUGCCGGCGGGCUUCUGCGGGGCUGGGCUCCGGGCCUAGGAACUGAAGGUGGGGCCCAGACCGAGCCUCGGCAGAAAGACGCGCUAUCAGGCUCCUGUUGUCUCUGCGGCACCAUGAAUGCCAUUGUCGCUCUCUGUCACUUCUGUGAGCUCCAUGGCCCCCGCACUCUCUUCUGUACUGAGGUUCUGCAUGCCCCGCUUCCGAAAGGGGCGGGGGACAGCCAUGGCCAGGGUGAACAGGCGGAAGAAGAGGAGGGCGGCAUUCAGAUGAGCAGUGGGACCUGCACUCACAGCCCAGCUGAAGGGGCUGGCGCAGAGUCCAGCAGCCCAGGACCCAAAAAGGCGGACAUGUGCGAGGGCUGCCGAUCACUUGCUGUGGGGCACCCUGGGUACAUCAGCCAUGAUAAAGAGACUUCGAUUAAAUAUGUCAGUCACCAGCACCCCAGCCACCCCCAGCUCUUCAGCAUCGUCCGCCAGGCUUGCGUGCGGAGCCUGAGCUGUGAGGUUUGCCCUGGUCGCGAAGGCCCUAUCUUCUUUGGGGACGAGCAGCACGGGUUCGUGUUCAGCCACACCUUCUUCAUCAAAGACAGCCUGGCCCGGGGCUUCCAGCGCUGGUACAGCAUCAUUGCCAUCAUGAUGGACCGGAUCUACCUCAUCAAUUCCUGGCCCUUCCUGCUUGGGAAGAUCCGAGGGAUCAUUGAUGAGCUCCAGGGCAAGGCUCUCAAGGUGUUUGAAGCCGAGCAGUUUGGGUGCCCACAGCGAGCCCAGAGGAUGAACACAGCUUUCACACCGUUCCUGCACCAGAGGAAUGGUAAUGCCGCCCGCUCACUGACCUCCUUGACAAGCGAUGACAACUUGUGGGCGUGCUUGCACACCUCCUUUGCUUGGCUCCUGAAAGCAUGCGGCAGCCGGCUGACCGAGAAGCUCCUAGAGGGCGCGCCCACCGAGGACACCUUGGUCCAGAUGGAGAAGCUCGCGGAUUUGGAAGAGGAAUCAGAAGGCUGGGACAACUCUGAGGCUGAAGAAGAAAGAGCCCCUGUCUUGCCAGAGGGCGCAGAGGGGCUGGAGCUGACCAAGUGCCCCACAGACUCUUCCUUGCUCUCAGACUGUGAUAGCUGGCAGCCCCGGAAGCUGUCUGUGUUUAAGUCUCUUCGGCACAUGAGGCAGGUCCUGGGUGCCCAGUCUUUCCGCAUGCUGGCCUGGCAUGUCCUGAUGGGGAACCAGGUCAUCUGGAAAAGCAGAGACCCCGACCUGGUGCUGUCAGCUUUCGAAGUGCUUCAGACCAUGCUACCAGUGGGCUGUGUCCGCGCCGUCCCUUACAGCAGCCAGUAUGAGGAGGCCUACCGGUGCAACUUCCUGGGGCUCGGCCUGCAUGUGCAGGUGCCUGCCCAUGUGCUCGCCUCAGAGUUUGCUGUUGUGGUGGAGGUCCACGCAGCCGCUCGCUCCAGCCUCCACACCGCCAGCUGUGAGGACGAUCAGCCUCUCAGCAAGUAUGAGUUCUCAGUGACCAGUGGGAGUCCUGUAGCUGCAGACAGAGUUGGCCCAACCAUUUUGAAUAAGAUAGAAGCUGCCUUGACCAACCAGAAUCUGUCUGUGGAUGUGGUUGACCAGUGCCUCAUUUGCCUCAAGGAAGAGUGGAUGAACAAAGUGAAGGUCCUUUUUAAAUUCACUAAGGUGGACAGUCGACCCAAAGAGGACACCCAGAAGCUCCUGAGUAUCCUUGGAGCAUCCGAGGAGGACAAUGUCAAGCUGCUCAAAUUCUGGAUGACAGGCCUGAGCAAAACCUACAAGUCACACCUCAUGUCCACAGUCCGUAGCCCCAUGGCCUCAGAGCCUCGGAAUUGACCCCGCCGUGGACAUCAGCAUGAUGUGCUUCUGGGACAUGGGGAUGGCCGCCCUCACCACUGUGCUCCCAUUUCCAAACUGCUGGUGUGGAGCCGUUUCUGAGCAAGGAAUGGAAAUCGUUGGGGCUGAAUUGUGCCUGUGGGGGGUGUUUGGGCCUGGUGUAGUUCUUGGGGCCAUCCCACAAGCUGCUCCAAUUGCUCCAGCCUGAAGAGGACACUGGGAGACUUGUGCAAGGGACCAGUCCCUGCAUUGGUGCACCCUUGUGAGACAAGAUGAAGGAAAUUGUGCGUCUCGAGUCUCUCGUGGACUUAGAUAUCAAAAUUUAUAAGGAAAAUUUUAGUUACAAUAUCAUACCCUGUCUCGAGGUUAACAUUCAAAACUUUCUAUUCUGAAAUUCAGCAAGAGUUUUCCAGGCUUUAUAUGCAUGAAUAUAUGUAUUGCUACAGUUGUGGGUUUCCAAGAUCCAUGCUGACCCUUAUCUUAGUCACUUUACUAACCUGAUGUUGAGUUAGGGCUCUGGGAAAGGCUUUUGGAGUGAAGAGGAUGGAUGUGUUUCUUAUAGUUACACCCUUUGGAAUGCGUGUUCUGAAGUCUUGUGACCACCAAGGCUUCUGGCCAUGCUUUCCUGAGGUUGCUUUAAAAUCACACUGCAUGGUGGAAAUGGGAGGGAGGUGGGGAGGGAUGGCUGGGUGGGCUGGGAUGGGAAUAAAGGACAGAAAACUGUAACUGAACAACGAUUAAAAUAAAAUAAAAAAUAAAAUAAAAUCACACUGCAGUUGGACAAGCCCCUCAUCUUUGUCAGACAAAGAUGAUACUUUGCUGAAAUGUUCAGUGGGGCUGUUUGGCUGGUCUGGCGCACUGUGUAUGCAGUUUAGAACCGCACCCCCCCCAUAGUUUUGUUCCACAACACAUUUUUCUUUGUUGCUUCUUUAAACAUUCACACUUGCCAGCAGUUAAUUUUCAGAGCAUAAUGAUUUAAAAUAGUUCCAUCAUCUCAGUGUGCAUUUUUGAUAAGAGUUCAUGGUUUAGAGGGAUUUUGCAGCAGUUUUGCUGAUUUCUUUAGUUUUUUGUUUAAUAUAUAGUUAACAUGAAGACUGAAUUUAUAUGACUCGGUGUCUGUAUCAUGCAAGAACACCAAAACAAUAAAGCUGUAUUUUUAUAAAAUGUUAA
Molecule: messenger RNA, 3247 nt
Organism: Phyllostomus hastatus (greater spear-nosed bat)
Lineage: Eukaryota; Metazoa; Chordata; Mammalia; Chiroptera; Phyllostomidae
Gene: FLCN
Product: folliculin
Exons: 12
Coding region: 347-2077 (576 amino acids)
Biological process (GO): negative regulation of transcription by RNA polymerase II; positive regulation of GTPase activity; positive regulation of transforming growth factor beta receptor signaling pathway
Cellular component (GO): cytosol
Molecular function (GO): GTPase activator activity
Source: RefSeq, a predicted model, not a curated record